CAAACCGGGCGACCGGGUCGAGAUCAGCUCCCACGACCCCGGGUUCCGCGGCUCCUGGUUCGCCGGCACCGUCGUCCGCCGCGAGGCGGAGAACACCAAUCGUUAUGUAGUCGAGUACGACCAGCUAUACUAGGACGAAUCUGGGGAGAAGCUGCUGCAAGAAACCCUCGAUUGGAUCCAAUUGCGUCCGCUGCCGCCGCCUCCCGAGAAGAAGAAGGUCCAGUUCAAGUUUGGCGACGAAGUGGAGGCUUUCCACAGCGACGGCUGGUGGGAAGGGGCUAUUACUGCGGAGCACUCCGGCGGGAAAUUCGUGGUGUUCUUCAGAGGCUCAAAGGAGCAGAUUGUAUUUGA
Molecule: messenger RNA, 351 nt
Organism: Linum tenue
Lineage: Eukaryota; Viridiplantae; Streptophyta; Magnoliopsida; Malpighiales; Linaceae
Source: the annotation of a GenBank genome assembly